Messenger RNA from Dichotomopilus funicola, 6558 nucleotides. Its product is annotated as polyketide synthase. The record is from RefSeq and is a predicted model, not a curated record. Gene Ontology annotation, molecular function: 3-oxoacyl-[acyl-carrier-protein] synthase activity; phosphopantetheine binding; fatty acid synthase activity. The transcript is spliced from 4 exons. Gene Ontology annotation, biological process: secondary metabolite biosynthetic process; fatty acid biosynthetic process. The coding region runs from base 1 to 6558 and encodes 2185 amino acids. Lineage: Eukaryota; Fungi; Ascomycota; Sordariomycetes; Sordariales; Chaetomiaceae.
AUGGUAGACAAACAGCCCAUGCCCAUCGCCAUAGUGGGCAUGUCCUGCCGCUUGCCCGGGGAAGUCUCUAACCCGGGCGAGUUCUACCGUAUGCUGUGUCGGAAACGCAGCGGCUGGUCCUUGGUGCCCAAAGAUCGUUUCAAUGCCGAGGCGUACCGUCAUCCCAACCCUGACAAGAAAGGCUGCAUGAACUCACAAGGCGGCUACUUCAUUAAGGAUGACAUUUCCAUGUUUGAUGCCGCCUUUUUCGAUAUCACCAAGAAGGAGGCAGAGUCCAUGGACCCUGCCCAGAGGCUUCUCCUCGAGUGCGCAUAUGAAGCCUUGGAGAAUUCUGGGACGCCGCGAGAGGCGGUGUCAGGUAAGAAUGUGGGGGUAUUUGUCGGUGGGAAUUACGGGGAGCAUCGUGUUGGCAACCUGAGAGACCUCGACCACAUUCCGAGCUUCGAUGCUACCGGAAACCAAGGGGCCUUUCUUGCUGGCAGGCUAGCAUACUAUUUCAAUUUGAAAGGCCCAACGUUUACCGUCGACACGGCCUGUUCAUCCAGUAUGCAUGCCUUGCACUUGGCGGUCCAGAGCAUUCGGGCCGGGGAAUCGGAACAGGCCAUUGUCGGCGCCUCGCAUCUGAUCACUCACCCAGACAUUUGGGUGUCCAUGGGCAAGCUCCGACUAUUUUCCGAUGCCGGCAAAACCUACGCUUUUGACGACCGUGCUAAGUCCGGAUACGCCCGGGGUGAAGGCGCUGGCUGUCUGAUCCUGAAGCCGCUGGACAAGGCUCAGGCCGAUAACGACCACAUCUUCUCGGUCAUCACACAUACGGGGAUCAAUCACAAUGGCCGCACGGUGGGCAUUGUCGCCCCCAGCCCGGAGGAGCAAGAGGAACUCCUGAAAAAGGUGUUUUCGGAAGCCAACGUCGACCCCCGUGAUGUCGGGUUCUUCGAGGCCCACGGGACUGGAACCAAGAAGGGCGACCCUAUUGAGGCUACCGCGAUUCACAAGGCCGUCGGCAAGUACUUCACGGAGAAGGAUCCCCUGUACAUUGGGUCCGUGAAGCCAAAUGUCGGCCAUCUCGAGUGCGCAAGUGGCAUUGUGUCGGUCAUCAAGUCGGUGCUGAUGCUCUACUACGGCUUCGUUCUCCCCAAUGCCGACUUUCAACGGCCCAACGAGGCCAUUCCAUUCGAGAGUUGGAUGCUGAAGGUUGCCACCGAUCAAAAGCCUUGGCCUGCCAAACGCAAAUACGUCUGUGUCAACAACUUCGGCUUCAGCGGAUCCAACUCCACCUGCAUCCUACAGGCUGCUCCCCAGACUCGGGGCCUGGAGAUGGCAGAGAACGGCGCGUAUAGCCCGCUCAGACUGUUUAUUCUUUCGGCCAACGACGAGGCAGCACUUCGGAACUCCAUCAAGAGGCUUGGGAUUUGGAUCGAGCAGCACGCCGAGCUGUAUCAGACAACGAUGCCGCGAAACCUGGCCUACACCCUCUGUCAGCGUCGGUCGCAUCUUCCUUGGCGCGUGGCCGUCGUUGCGGGUAUGUGCAGCGGUGUUGCUAGUGCGCUCAAUAGCCACGACGCCGUCCCAGCCCGGGCGCCCACAGAGCCUCCUAGAGUGGCGUUCGUUUAUACAGGCCAAGGAGCACAGUGGUUCGCUAUGGGUCGGGAGCUGCUCCAGACGCACCCCGUCUUUGCAAACGCAAUCCGCCGUGCGGACGAUGUGCUAAGCGAUAUCGGUGCCGAUUUCUCCGUCUUUGAGGAGUUGCUCCGUGACAAGGCGUCUUCCCGGGUUGGCCAGGCCCACAUCAGCCAGCCGAUCUGCAGCGCUGUCCAGCUCGCCCUGACGGACCUCUUUGCUGCGUUUGGGAUCCGGCCAGCGGCUGUGACCGGCCACUCCAGCGGCGAGAUAGCAGCAGCUUAUGCUGCGGGUGCCUUGACUUUCGAGUCCGCCGUGGCGGCGGCGUACUACCGAGGCCAAGUCAUCCUGGAGCUCAAACGAGAUCACGCAGACCUCAGGGGAGCUAUGAUGGCUGUUGGUGCCGGAGCAGUGGACUUGCCCUCAAUUUUGGAGCGGGCGAGCACCCCAACGUCCCGUGUCGUUGUCGCAUGCGAGAACUCCCCCUCAUCCAGCACGUUGUCGGGGGAUGAAGAUGCCGUCGACCGGGUUGCUGUUAUAUUCGACGAAGAGGGCGUCUUCAACCGCAAGCUGUUCGUGGAUGUUGCUUACCACUCUCCUCACAUGAAAUUAUUGGCCAAGUCGUACCUCAAGAGGGUCAGCCACAUCGAAGCUCCGGUGAACAUGGAGGAUUCCCAGGUCGAGUUCUAUUCCUCACUCUACGGCCGCAAGGUCAGUCUCAAUGAGCUCGGACCCCAAUACUGGGUGGACAACCUUACCCAGGCUGUCCGCUUCUCCACGUCGUUGAAACAGCUGUGCACCGAGUUUAACCCUGAUGUUCUGGUGGAAAUCGGCCCCCACGCCGCUCUCAAAGGGCCGAUCAUGCAGACCAUCAAGACCCUCGGUCCCGCUGCGAUCAAGAUCUCAUACCUUCCCACCCUGAUUCGUGGCGAAAAUGCUACGCGGACGUGCUUGGACACGGCCGGCCAGCUGUUCGUGCGCGGGUACCCUCUCGAUUUCUUUGAGAUCAACCACCGCCGAGAGGAAGAUGAGAAGCCAGAGGUGAUCCCUUCGCUGUACACCUAUCCGUGGUCGAAGCAGAAGUAUUGGGAUGAGUCUCGCCUGAGCCAACAGCAUCGUCUCAAGCCCUUUGAACGAAAUGACUUGCUGGGAACAGUGGCGGACUGGUCCAGCGGUCUUGAGCCUACCUGGCGCAACAUUAUCCGUACCGAGGACUUGCCUUGGCUCAAAGAGUACCGGGUUCAAUCGCGCAUGGUGUUCCCCACGUCUGGGUUCUUGUCCAUGGUCAUUGAGGCUGCCGGCCAACUGGCAUCCUUGAACGGACUGGAACCCCCACUCUUUGAAAUCAAGAACUUUGCCGUGUCUGAGCAUCUUUUCAUCGAGGACGGCCAGGAAUGCGAAGUCCUGUUGAAUCUACGACCCCACAAGCUGUCUAGUGGCGCCCAACAGAGCUACCGUAUCAGUAUCACGUCGUACGAGGCCAGCAGGAGCUGGAAAAGGCAUUGCACGGGGACGGUCCUGGCGAUAUCUCGACACCCUGAAGCUUCCCCCAGCGGCAGCCUUAGUGAUGAUGACCAAUCCGUUCCUAUGUCGCGCACUUCCUCUUCCUCCGGCUCCCAGCGCAGCUCGGCCCGGGGCAUCCGGCGCCCAAGGAUCAAGCCGAGUACCCAAGCGCAAGAGGAGAAGGGGCGAGAUGAGGUUUACAAAAUGUUCUCUGCGCGAAGCAUCUCGUACCCCGCCUCAUUCAAGGGCUGGUUCAACGGUUCUUUGACGAACGAGUACAUGACAGCGCAAUGUCAACUGCCGGACACCAAGUCUACGAUGCCAAUGGAGCAUGAAACACCUUACAAGGUUCACCCCGUCGUCUUCGAUAGCAUGAUCCAGGCGGCAACCAUCGGCCGAGAAGCGCUACGGGGGGGUCAUCUAACCACGUCAAUCCCCAGUUUCAUCCGCCAUUUAACGGUGCAGUCGCAGUACAGCGAGCUCAUGCGAAAUAGGUGUGCAUCGAGUGUGGUUAUCGAGCCAAAAACAUCGUCUGUGAUGGUUGAGUUGUUUUCUAGCGUUGGAGAAUCCCCCACCGACGUGACGGACGCUCUCAUAACCCUCUCGGGGCUCAAGUUCAAGACCCUCGCAGCCGCACGGUCGACGCCCGUCGGGCCCCGCGAGUUAUGCUACAAGGUGGAUUGGAUAGGGCUGCCAAAGGCGGUUCCGCAAAAGCUGGAAGACAAGUAUGAGAAGGCCGCCGUCAUGAUUGUUCUCGGGCACCAGGACGAUGCGAAGAACUCGCCUCUCGGUCAGCUAUCUGCCAGGAUCAGGAACGAGACAGGCGGCUCGGCGGGUAUCUGCACAAUUGACCAGGAGGUCGACUGGAAGGACUUCUUCGUCAUCGUCUGGGAGGUGGAAAGGCCGCUACUGUGGCCCAUUAACGAAUCCCGUAUUGAGCAGGUCAAGAAUCUGCUGACCCAGUGCCGCGGUGUCAUGUGGGUGACACAAGGGGCCAAUUUCGAUCCAACGACGCCCAAUUCCAACCUGGCCCUCGGUAUGAUUCGUACCGCGCGUUCGGAGAUGAACGCAAUCGCAUCCACCUUGGACCUGUCCUCAGAGUCCGGCUUGACGAACACGCAGAAGGCCCAGCUGAUCCGAGACGCUUUCGUCGUUUCGGUUUUGUCUGGCAAUGACGAUGGAGAGAUGGAGUUCGCUGAGGAUUGUGGGAGGCUCAUAGUCCCACGGAUUCACCGCGACUUGUCGAUGGACACAGAGGUACACCGCGCUCUUGGGUUGGCCGCUCCGUACCCCCAGCUUUUCCACCAACGGGGGCGCCACCUUCAAAUCGCGCGAGAUAUCGACUCCACAUGCCAGGACGAGCUGUACUUUGACGAGACUCCGAGUGGACGACUCGAGGACGAUGAGGUUGAGAUUCUGAUCGCCGCGAGUGUUGUGUCACGAGACGAUGUUACCUCUGGUGGCGGCGAUGAAUCGGGAGUUGUUUUCCGCAGCUGUGCUGGGACAGUGACGCGGGUGGGACGUGCAGUGGAUAAUAUCCAUAGUGGGGACAGAGUCUGUGGUCUAACUGCGGCCUCCUUCGGAACACACGCCCGAGCACGUUGUACGAGUGUCGCUAUCAUCCCAGACAACGUGCGUAUCGAGAUCGCGGCGUGUAUUCCGGGGCCAACCCUGGCUGCCUACUACGCCCUGGCCAAGGUUGCCAAUGUCCAGCCGGGUGAGCGCGUUUUGGUGCAGCUCUCAGGCCCGACCGGGCUUGCGGCGCUCCCCGUAGUACAGUAUCUUGGGGGUACCAUCUAUGUCUUGGUCAUGAACGACCAAGAAAAAGCAAUGGCGGAGCGCGUCGGGGUACUGCCUGAGGAGAUACUUGAUGGGCGGAGCAUUUAUCUGCGGCAGGAGCUGGAGGAACUCACUCAAGGCCACGGCAUGGACGUGGUCCUGGCGCUUUCUUCCCAGGAUACGACAGUUGCUUGGGGAUGUGUUGCUGACUUUGGACGGUUCGUCCAUAUCAAGACUCCCGGGCUAGACAAGAGGACCCGGCCCGAGCUGGGUACUAACGCCACGUUCUCGUCGCUCAACAUGCUCAGCAUUGCGGCACAUCGGCCCAGGGCGAUGGGUGAGACGCUGAAGAUGGUUGCCGAGAAGGUAUCGAGCGGGGAGUUGCGACCCCCACCGGUCAUCAGCGUGGUCCGCCCCCCAACCCUUAGCCAGGGCUUACGGGCAGUGCGUGAUGGUGCCGUCGAACCGGUGGUAGCCUACGUUGACGAAGAAGGAGAAGACUACGUGAAGGUUACUCAUGAGCUCCCAGGGCCAAUUUUCAACCGUAGAGGGACCCACAUGAUCGUUGGUGGAACAGGAGGGCUUGGUCUUUCGAUAGCCAGGUACAUGUUGGAACACGGAGCUACCACUAUCUUGUUGCUCUCGAGAAGUGGUCGUACCGACGAGAACCAGGGGCUGUUGGAUCUGCAGCACAAGGCCUCGGAGCAGGAUGGGGCGCGUGUCAUCACUAUGAAGUGCGAUGUGACCGACGAAAUGGAGUUCAAGAAGAUCUUUGAGGAAUGCCAAAAAACCUUACCCCACAUUUGUGGCAUCAUCCACGCCGCGAUGGUUCUCAGGGACGGGCUUAUCGAAGACAUGUCGCACGAUGACUAUCAGGAAGUCAUCCGGCCCAAGGUUCGUGGCGCGACCAACAUCCACAACGUGUUGAUCCAGUCCAAGGCAAGUUUGGACUAUUUCGUGGCCUUGUCCUCGGCAGCAGGCAUCCUGGGGAGCCGCGGUCAAGCCGCCUACGCUGCGGCGAACACGUUUCUGGAUUCGCUUAUGCACCUCCGUGCGAGCAAAGGCUUCCCUGGAGUGUCCCUCGACUUGACAGCGGUCACGGGUGCUGGAUACCUGACCGGGAAUGCAGAACGGCAGAAAGAUAUUCUCCGAAAUUUCGGCCACGAGACUGUCGAUGAAAAGGAGGCCCUCGCAUUGGUUGGAGUGGCAGUCUGCGGGAUUGCGAACCCCCAAUGUUUGACUGGAAUGAAGUUGCAUCUUGGAAAAGACGGCGAGUGGCCCUACUACGCCAGCGACGCCCGGUUCAUUGACCUCAAGGCCGAGUGUCUUGCGGAGGCCGAACGGGAGGGCGUGGCUCCAAAGCAGGCGAUCUCCACGGGGACCGCGUUCCGAUCCGCCAAGUCCGAUGAGGAGGCUAUCGGCAUCGCGGCACAGGGUAUCGUGGAGAAAUUGUCUGAGGUUCUAACCAUCGCGGCUGAAGAUCUCGACGUGGCGAGGAACAUCACAUCGUACGGGCUAGAUUCUCUUACUGCGAUCGAGUUGCGUAAUUGGAUUGCCAAAGAGCUUCGAGCCAACCUGCAGAUUCUGGAGCUGUUGUCGAGCGGCACGAUCAGUGACUUGGCAGCUCUGAUUGUGCAGAAGACCCGAACGGCAUAA